CCCUUUGGCUCACUUCCCCCAGCGGCCGGGCAUGUCACCAGGGAGCCGGAUGCCCAUGGCUGGCAUGCAGGUGGGACCCCCUACGGGCUCCCCAUUUGGUACAGCUACUCCACUUCGACCUGGCAUGCCACCCACCAUGAUGGACCCAUUCCGAAAACGCCUGCUUGUGCCCCAGGCCCAGCCCCCGAUGCCUGCCCAGCGCCGGGGGUUAAAGAGGAGGAAGAUGGCAGAUAAGGUUCUACCUCAGCGAAUUCGGGAGCUUGUCCCAGAGUCUCAGGCGUACAUGGACCUCUUGGCUUUUGAGCGGAAGCUGGACCAGACCAUUGCUCGCAAGCGGAUGGAGAUCCAGGAGGCCAUCAAAAAGCCUCUAACGCAAAAACGAAAGCUGCGGAUCUACAUUUCCAAUACAUUCAGUCCCAGCAAGGCGGAAGGUGACAGUGCAGGAACUGCAGGGACCCCUGGGGGAACCCCAUCAGGGGACAAGGUGGCUUCCUGGGAACUCCGAGUGGAAGGAAAACUCCUGGAUGAUCCUAGCAAACAGAAGAGGAAGUUCUCUUCAUUCUUUAAGAGCCUCGUCAUUGAGCUAGACAAGGAGCUGUAUGGGCCUGACAACCACCUGGUGGAGUGGCAUCGAAUGCCCACCACCCAGGAAACGGAUGGCUUCCAGGUGAAACGGCCUGGAGACCUCAAUGUCAAGUGUACCCUCCUGCUCAUGCUGGAUCAUCAGCCUCCUCAGUACAAGUUGGACCCCCGACUGGCAAGGCUGCUGGGAGUGCACACACAGACAAGGGCCGCCAUCAUGCAGGCCCUGUGGCUUUACAUCAAACACAACCAGCUGCAGGACGGGCAUGAGCGCGAGUACAUCAACUGCAACCGUUACUUCCGCCAGAUCUUCAGUUGUGGUCGUCUCCGAUUCUCCGAGAUUCCCAUGAAGCUGGCUGGCUUGCUGCAGCAUCCAGACCCCAUUGUUAUCAACCAUGUCAUUAGCGUGGACCCUAAUGACCAGAAGAAGACAGCCUGUUAUGACAUUGACGUGGAGGUGGAUGACCCACUCAAGGCCCAGAUGAGCAAUUUCCUGGCCUCUACCACCAAUCAGCAGGAGAUUGCCUCCCUUGAUGUCAAGAUCCAUGAGACCAUCGAGUCCAUCAACCAGCUGAAGACCCAGAGGGAUUUCAUGCUCAGCUUUAGCACUGACCCCCAGGACUUCAUCCAGGAAUGGCUCCGUUCCCAGCGCCGAGACCUCAAGAUCAUCACUGAUGUGAUUGGGAAUCCUGAGGAGGAGAGACGAGCUGCUUUCUACCACCAGCCCUGGGCCCAGGAAGCAGUGGGGAGGCAUAUCUUUGCCAAGGUGCAGCAGCGAAGGCAGGAACUGGAACAGGUGCUGGGAAUUCGCCUGACCUAACUGCUCAGGGAUCCCUUCCUUUCUUCCCAGCCCAGGCAUCAUCCCCUUCUCAGCCUGGAAGGGACCACCAUCUGAGGCUGCAGACACAUAGCAUAAGGAGCAGGGUGAGGGUUUGUCCUGUUACCCUCAGCUCCCCAGCGUUAGUUUCAUAAAUGUAGCAGUAGGAUUCCUUGUUGCUUGGUCCCCAAAGCCUUAUUACUUACUUUACGCGUUGGCUUUAAUUGGGUUCACAAUAAAUGCCUCUGCUCCCUGCAGGCAGGCCCAGUAGGACUCCUGGGGGCCUGGCUUUGCCAUUGUAAGGGAGAAGGUUCAGAACCAAAGGCCAUUGGC
This is a messenger RNA of Myotis davidii, 1732 nucleotides long. It is a transcript of the gene SMARCD2, whose product is annotated as SWI/SNF related, matrix associated, actin dependent regulator of chromatin, subfamily d, member 2. Bases 32 to 1402 code for a protein of 456 amino acids. Lineage: Eukaryota; Metazoa; Chordata; Mammalia; Chiroptera; Vespertilionidae. Gene Ontology annotation, biological process: regulation of transcription by RNA polymerase II. The record is from RefSeq and is a predicted model, not a curated record. The transcript has 12 exons. Gene Ontology annotation, cellular component: nucleus; SWI/SNF complex.